AUGUCGACCAACGAGACCGCGUAUUGCGUUGAAGUUCUCGCCGCUACCGUCUUCUACGUGCCCUAUCAACUUUACUAUUUGACGUGCACAAUUUUCUCGAUCAUCUCGCUAUUUCUCAUCGUCUACUUUCUGCGCGUCUAUAUUUGGAAGUCGACGUUUCAUCCGAGCUUCAAGAUUCUCACGGCGAUCUACUUUCUAGCCACCUUCUGCCAUUCGCUAUGCUUCAUUGCGGGCUCUGUAAUGCUUCUCGAGAGGAUCUUGUCGUAUGCGGAGCCGUGCGACAUCACCUUUCGUCGAAUCCCAUACACACUGGUGCACUAUCCGCUGGCUUGUAGUUUGGCUGUUGGGCUGCUUACCCAGACGAUUCUCGUUUUUGAGCGACUUGUGGCCACUAUCAAGCAUGAGAAUUAUGAGCACUUUUACUCGAGAUUCUACCUAUUCUUAUUUUUGAUUUUGACGGUCGUCUUUCCGUGCUUCGCGAUUAUCUGGAUAUAUCGUCACGGCGAUUUCGGGCAGCCGGUGAUCUCCAUUCUAAGCCCGCCGGCGAAUGUUGAGAAUGGCCUCGGUAGAGGCUUCAUUUUGGCGUUCUUCAUUUCAUUCGCCGCGUUGGCCAUUCUGAUCUACCUGCAGAUUGCGAACAGGCGGCUUGAGAGAAGACUCGAUUUUAGUUUGUCGGGAAAAUUCCAAAUUCAUGAGAACGUGCGAACGACGAGCUUCAUCACACGAAUUCUCAUUCUCAACAUGAUAAUAACGAUUUUAUACAGCGGCGGCGUUUUUGCGCUUCGAAAUUAUCGAUUUGAAGCGCUUGAAAAUAACAAACCGUUCGGCCAUUUCCUCCGAAAUCUCUUCUACCUUCACCCAUUGAAUGCUGUCGUCGUCCCAACGAUGUCAAUCAUGCACGUGGCGCGAAUGAAGCGAAAACGCGUCAAAACCUCGACGGACCAUAUUCGAAUGCCGUCGAAAGGCAAAGAGGCCGCCGAGGCCUAUCUGAAAAUGCUCAGAGAUCAAUGGAGCCAAUAA
Caenorhabditis bovis is the source of this 1020-nucleotide messenger RNA. The record is from the annotation of a GenBank genome assembly. NCBI's taxonomy places the organism in Eukaryota, Metazoa, Nematoda, Chromadorea, Rhabditida, Rhabditidae.